CCUUCAAUGUGAAGAAUAACAAAGUGUCAGCAUGUUAUUGGCUCGUGUGUUCCGCGAACUUUUUCAAUCGUAUGCGAAGUGACAAAGAAAAGCGGAUUUAUUCUCGGGUAUCCACGAAGGAAAAUGGAAGUCCGUAGUCGUAGCUGCUGCCUCCUCACCCUCAUCUGAGAGUUGCAGAUUUUCUGGCCGUGUGUGUCCGAAAAUGGAAGUAGAUGAUGAAACCAACCCAACUCAGAUUAAGAGCUCACUCAACAAGUCACUCAACAUUGUUGACUUAAACAAGAAAAGGAAAUUAGAGGCUGAGCAAUUAGUUUUGCCUGUGUCUAAGCAUCAUUGUUGGAAGCAAAGCUUAUCAUUGAAGCCUCCUACAUUUGGCAGUAUACUGGAAGUAGAGGGGUUUAGUCCAUGCACUCUCAAAGAAAAGGGAGGGGCUGUUUAUGAUGUUUCUGAAACUGGAUCGGCAAAAGAUAGUAAUAGCUUUGCUGAAGAUUCUGACUCUGCAAUAUCUGUGCAUGCUGAAGUUAAAUUUGGAACAGAUGAUGCAAAGUAUUUACCGUAUGAUAGGGCUUCCUCUUCAUCGUCUGAUUGGGGAUCCAGCUCCCAAGAUUCCCAUUAUUCUUCCUAUGGUACAAAUGUAGCAUUGAAGGGUGUCGAAAAAGAAGUACUAUCUUCUCCUGGAGGGAGGCCUGAACUUGCUGAUGUUGAACUAGCUGAGAAUCUUGAUGAGUCCCUUGUAGAGUUUGGAAGCCAUAUAGAUUACAUCUACUCAGGAUACGGAAACUAUGCCAUAGAGCAAUACCAAGAUAAGGAAAUUGAAGAAAUUCUCAACUGUGAUGGAGCAAAUCCAAAUGUUUAUGUUCUUUCAUCUGGACGAUGGAGUGUCAACCAAGAGGCUCCACAAACGACAAGAAAACCAACCAUUGAUCAAGAAUUUGAGCAGUAUUUUUCCAUGCUUAUGCUGUAGAGGAGAGUACUUCUAUAUGAAUGUCUAAGCUGUGUAUAUAUAUUGUUGUAUAUGGCUUGACAUCGAAGUCAAAAUAUCAUAAUUGGCUUGUUAUUUGUGGUUGUCUUGAGGUAACUCUAGCUUGGUCUUUUCCCUUUCUACGUUCAAAGCCAACUUAAGUUUUGUUGUAUAUAUUAUUUGAUAGUUAUAAAAUGUGGUUUUAUGCUGCUAUUAUCAUUAUUCUUUUUGCACAGACCCAUUUGAUCGCUCAUUUGUAU
Messenger RNA from Durio zibethinus, 1221 nucleotides. RefSeq names its product protein FAR-RED-ELONGATED HYPOCOTYL 1-LIKE-like. Gene Ontology annotation, biological process: response to red or far red light; maintenance of protein location in nucleus. NCBI's taxonomy places the organism in Eukaryota, Viridiplantae, Streptophyta, Magnoliopsida, Malvales, Malvaceae. Gene Ontology annotation, cellular component: cytoplasm; nuclear speck. Gene Ontology annotation, molecular function: nuclear import signal receptor activity. The record is from RefSeq and is a predicted model, not a curated record.